This is a messenger RNA of Coniosporium apollinis CBS 100218, 417 nucleotides long. RefSeq lists its product as uncharacterized. Gene Ontology annotation, molecular function: oxidoreductase activity, acting on the CH-OH group of donors, NAD or NADP as acceptor. The record is from RefSeq and is a predicted model, not a curated record. Lineage: Eukaryota; Fungi; Ascomycota; Dothideomycetes. The coding region runs from base 1 to 417 and encodes 138 amino acids. The transcript is spliced from 2 exons. Gene Ontology annotation, biological process: fatty acid metabolic process.
AUGGGCUCCGGCCAAACGAAGCCGGAAAUCCUCUCUCGGCUGAUGGAAGAGACUCGGAAUCAUGGCUUUAUGCCCUUCCAAGUCCACCGGACAUCAACUGGCUACAUCUACAACAGAAUCUGGGCAGCGAUCAAGCGCGAAACACUACUUACGCUGGCUGAAGGUGUCGCCAGCCCGGAAGAAAUCGACUCCAUCUUCAAAGAUGUACUCAAGACGCCGAAAGGCCCUUGCGAGCAGAUGGAUGUCGUGGGGCUGGAUGUUGUUCUUGACAUCGAACAACAUUAUGCCGACGUGCGGCAGGGAAUCCCCGAAGAACCUCGCGCACUGCUGCGCAAGAUGGUAGCGCAGGGAAAGCUCGGGGUCAAGUCUGGAUCGGGGUUCUAUGAAUAUGCCGAAAGCUCGAAACCAGUAGACUGA